Messenger RNA from Mugil cephalus (flathead mullet), 7013 nucleotides. RefSeq names its product potassium voltage-gated channel subfamily B member 1-like. The record is from RefSeq and is a predicted model, not a curated record. The coding region runs from base 421 to 2826 and encodes 801 amino acids. The transcript is spliced from 3 exons. Lineage: Eukaryota; Metazoa; Chordata; Actinopteri; Mugiliformes; Mugilidae. Gene Ontology annotation, cellular component: voltage-gated potassium channel complex; membrane. Gene Ontology annotation, molecular function: delayed rectifier potassium channel activity; protein binding. Gene Ontology annotation, biological process: potassium ion transmembrane transport; protein homooligomerization.
CGCGCGCGCGCGCGCGCACAUAUACGCUAACACUAGUACGCAGGUGGAGGACACCCGAGCAAACCCGGCCACUCUCAGGAGUCUACUUGUUGAUGCGCCGUGGGAGUGGUGCACAGGAUAGACAAGACACAUUGAUCUCUGUGUUAAUACGAUUCUGUUUUUUUUUUCAUCAUGUCGGUACACAGCUCAUGAUGCCUCCAUCGGCUCUCUACAGAGCACCGAAGACACGGACAGGAAGUUUGAACGCAUUCAGUCUUGAAAUGUUGCCGAUGCCGCUCCACAAGGUGAACUGGGAUAUAAAUAAGACACGCACAAGGAACGAAGAGGGACCCUGAUGUGGUCUUCCACAGGACCAUGUCUUCUUAAACUGCCAGACGGCCUCUUCCAGUCUUUCAGAGUGAUCGAGUGACUUGAGUCAAGAUGAUCAAAACGGGGUCUCGGGUGGCCACCUCGCUGCCACCGGAUACGAUGGACAUCAUCCGGAGCAAGACCCAUACCCGAAGAGUGAGGCUCAACGUGGGGGGGCUUCUCCACGAGGUCCUGUGGAGGACGCUGGACAGACUGCCCCGCACAAGACUGGGCAAACUGAGGGACUGCAACACCCACGACUCUAUCAUGGAGAUAUGCGACGACUACAGCUUGGAUAACAACGAGUACUUUUUCGACCGACACCCCGGCGCUUUCACCUCCAUUCUGAACUUUUACCGCACCGGAAAGUUGCACAUGAUGGAGGAAAUGUGCGCCCUGUCCUUCAGCCAAGAGCUGGACUUCUGGGGAAUCGACGAGAUCUACCUGGAGUCCUGCUGCCAGGCCAGGUACCACCAGAAAAAAGAGCAAAUGAACGAGGAGCUCAAACGAGAGGCUGAGAACAUGAGGGAGAGGGAAGGAGAGGAGUUUACCACUACAUGCUGCUCCGAAAAGAGGAAGAAGCUCUGGGACCUCUUGGAGAAGCCAAGCUCAUCAUUUGCCGCAAAGAUCCUGGCAAUUAUCUCCAUCCUCUUCAUCGUGCUGUCCACCAUUGCCUUGUCUCUGAACACCCUCCCAGAGCUGCAGGAUACUGAUGAGUUUGGUCAAGCCUCAGACAACCCACAACUGGCCCAUGUGGAAGCUGUGUGUAUUGCCUGGUUUACCAUGGAGUAUUUGCUCCGCUUUCUCUCUUCUCCCAACAAAUGGAAGUUCUUUAAAGGUCCUUUGAAUGUUAUCGACCUGUUGGCCAUCCUACCCUAUUACGUCACCAUCUUUCUGACAGAGUCCAACAAGAGUGUGCUGCAAUUUCAGAACGUACGCCGCGUGGUUCAGAUUUUCCGGAUCAUGCGGAUCUUGCGUAUUCUGAAGCUGGCCCGUCACUCUACAGGUCUUCAGUCUCUGGGUUUCACUCUGAGGAGGAGCUACAACGAGCUAGGCCUCCUAAUCCUCUUCUUGGCAAUGGGCAUCAUGAUAUUCUCCAGUCUUGUGUUCUUUGCUGAGAAGGAUGAAGAAGACACCAAGUUUAAAAGCAUACCAGCGUCCUUCUGGUGGGCUACCAUUACCAUGACCACAGUGGGUUAUGGAGAUAUCUAUCCCAAAACUCUUUUGGGGAAGAUAGUUGGGGGUUUAUGCUGCAUUGCAGGAGUACUGGUGAUAGCCUUACCCAUCCCCAUCAUUGUGAACAACUUCUCUGAGUUCUACAAAGAGCAGAAGAGGCAGGAGAAAGCCAUCAAAAGGAGGGAGGCUCUGGAGAGAGCUAAGAGAAAUGGUAGCAUUGUCUCUAUGAACAUUAAAGACGCAUUUGGUCGCAGUGUAGAGCUCAUGGAUGUCAUGGUGGAAAAAACUGAUGAUAAGGAGAAAGUCCAUGAUAAUCACGUGUCUCCUCUCCAGCAGAGAGGGACCCCCAAAUUAAAAUCACACACCAACCUCAGCAGCCCCUCCAAGACCCUGGAACCAAGCUACCAAGAGCAGGCCAAGCCUUCGAUCAGCCCUCAGCAUCUGAGCGUACAGAAACUAGAGGAGAUGUACAACAAGAUGGCCAAGGCCGAGUCACAACCCGACAUUAACAGCAAGGAAAAAGGGACCCUGUCCAAAUCAAUGAGACAGAGAGCUGAGUUUGAGAUGGGAAGCAUCCCUACUAAAGGCAUGUCAAGUACAGCGGAGGCAGUGACGGACAUGAAGAGCAUGUCUAGCAUCGACAGCUUCAUCAGCUGUGCCACUGAGUUUCCAGAGAGUUCUCGUCUUUCCCACAGCCCGGUAAGCAGCAUGCCAGGGAAGGUCAGUACCCACCCCAGUCUAGAGCCCACACUGGAAAAUGAGCAUGAAGGAUCCCAGGACACCUCAAAACCUGAGACAGGAGAAGGUACCAAGCCCAGCCCGUUUUCUGAGAGCCCUAGAGGCCUGCGCUUAAACAACCCUCUCAAAAGCCGCUCGCUGAAAGUCAACUUCAAAGAUGGUGAGGAUUCAGGGACAGGACUCCUCUCGGACAGCUCAUCUGUCCAGAGCCCUGAGGUGUCCAUCUACACAACUGCCAGCAGCAGGACACCCAUCAAGAGCCCUGAGAAUUUACUGCCAAGCAUCUUCACAUUCCACGACGCAACCAUAAAUAAGUUCAUUGAUGCUGACACAGAUGAGGAGGAGCACUUACACGAUGGUUCGGGCACCAGCGCAACCCAAAGACUCCUGGAAAAAGCCAGCCCCAAGUUUGGCCAUCACUCCACCAUCCAGCAGGGUUCCAACCACAUGGAGGGCCCCCAGAAGAAGCUGGGAAAUAGCACACUGCCUCUAGAGGGACAAGAGAACCACAUGGCUCAGGAACUACAGCCACUUCAGGGAGAGAAGAGUCACUCCAGCUCUUAAAGUUAUAAAAAACAAAUAAAAGAUACAGACCACAGAGAGAACAAGCAGGCGACAGGGCAGCAGAGGAAGUGGAGAGCGAAUAAGACGCACAGUGAACUUCCCAAAAAAAUAUGAAAGGCACUGAAAACAGUUGAAGAACCACAAUACAAAAUACUUCUUCCAUGGAAACAAGUGUGGACGAUGGGGAAAUUUUUGUGUUGAGCUCUCAAACUUUUACCUACUAGUGACUCUUGAAUAAAUUGAUUAAAGACUCUUAAGAGACUUUAAAAGCAGCAACUAAUGCAGUCUAAUUUAUACAAUUUAUACAUUUGCUUAGGCCCAGAUUCAACAUUUAGCCUACAUGUAAGAGUGCAGUAUGUUGUUUUUAUAAGCCAGAACAUGAAUUUUCUGAUAUUCAUGGAUCCCACUUUAAAAGCCACUAUAGCAGAGGCUAUAGUUAAAUCUGUAGCAAUCCAGGAAGGGCAUUGAAACAUGGCACAUUCAGCUGGGGUAUUUCAAAUAACUAUAUUGUAAUAUUACGGUUGAGCAUACAUUUUAACUUUAUACACAGAGUGUUUAAUCACAGCGUAUCUUAUAAAUGUGAAAUGUUGGGAAAAUGUAUAGUUUGCUUCCUGUAUUCCUCAAAACUGGCCUUAGUUCAUGUUGUCUCCAUGUUUUUGUUUGUAUGAAUGAGAAAGAAACAGAGGGCACAUGCAUACGUGUGUGAGAGUAAUAAUAACCUUUCAUAUCUGUACAUAUAUAAAAAAAAAAGUUAUGUAGUGUUCUCUUGUCUUAAGUGUGACCUUUAGGAGAAUCAAGUGUUUCUGUUCAGCUGGAGUUUUGUUGACAUUUUUUACUGCACAGAAAACAAUUAGAUGCCACAGAGACACUGUGAGGCUGCAUCCAUCAAUUUCAUUGUUGUUCCUAUUGUGCCCGACUGCUGGCAAGAGAGAGCACCUUAACGUGAUGAUUAUUUUUAUUAUGAACCCACAAGAAGGAUAUGUGUUUUUCUUGCUUGUUUACUCGUUUCUAAAUGUGUGUGCUUGUCCCUGCCUGUGUCGGUGGUGUCAUCAGAGGUCAGGAUCAUUUUGGAUCCAGAGAAAAAACAAAAAGCAGUCUCGGGUCAUUUUGGGAACUUUCUCAGAGGUGUUCCGGUUGUAGCUGAUAAACUGAACUCUGCAUAAAAUGACAGCACUUAUGAGCAUAGCUGGAAAGGACGACUGCUGAAAUCCCAGAGGUUUUCAGUGUUGCUCUUCCAGUAUGAACAUUGUACAUGUAUAAGUACUCAAGUAGACUGUACAACAAAAGGUACACAUUUACUGUACAAAAAAAUAUUUAUAUUUUUAAGAUAUUUUCUAAAAGAAUGGACUCUUAGGCAGAUAUCUUGUGCUUACAUCAUACUUUCGCAUUUAAGAACUUGUCCUGCAUUAUUUUAAUGGGGUUGCAUUUAUUAGAUGAUAUUCUGUAGUAGGUGAAAUCAUUUGUAUUGUUUGCUACUGUCUCCCUGUAAAAUGUCUGUCCUUGAUCCUUCGUACAAUGUGAAGAACCAAAGAAUCUUGGUCUUUCUGGUAACUCAUACAGAUAGUUUUAAUGUUUUACCUUAAAAUCUUUUGAGCAUUCCUUUUUAAACAACAGAAUCUGACAUGUUUCAGGGAGCCAUACUUGCUCAUUCAGGGCAAACAUGUAACAUGCUUGAUAGAGAGUGCGCCGGCCUCUGAAAGAGACAGCAGGUGAUGGAGGAUCAAAAUAAAAAGAAGGAUAAAAGAAUAAAAAUGAGGGAACAGAGCACUUUCAAAAGAUAAUUUGAUUGCUUACACAUUGUGGGUCUUCCGUUAUGCUCACAUGAGUCCACAUGACAUCUCUUAGAAACAUAAAGACAUCUUGCAGCUAUGUACAGCUUGGGCCCGUUUUAGUUCAACCAAAUAUCUUGCUUCUCCGAAUGCACCUGAUUCUAAACCCAUCACAGUAACCUAGGUGUUGUCAUUUGGUGCUCCUUCUUACAACAACAGCCAUACAAGCAUGGUGUCGUAAUAUUAAUUACUUUACAACCUAUCAUGCAAGCAUGCUACAGCUCUUUCUAUUAGUGCAGCUUAAAAGAAAUCCUAGUAUUAACUGCGUAUGAUCGUUUGCAGUCAUUAGACAUGAGUUAGAUAUUUCUGUGCCUUUGCUUUUAAGGAACGCCAACCCUGCACACUGAAUCUGUCGCCGUGCCCUGUCCAAUGAAGCUGGAUGACAUUAAAUAAAACCGUACAACAAAUAAACACAUAGCAAUCUGGGUCAUCGUGCAGUCACGCUGAUGCAUUAGAUGUCCGCAGCCCUCCCUAACGUCUUUCCUGCACACUUACACUUAAAUGCACCCAGCAUUUACAUGAAAAAGGCCCAGUCCACAAAAACAAACAGGUGCAGACUCACUCAGCAGAGAGAACGACCACUGUUUCCAUGGUGAUGGUUGAGAUGACUAGAUGGCUCCCAUUCGAAGCAAGAAAUAGCCUAAUUUGUAGACAUGGAGUCCUUAAAGACUCAAAUGGCAAACUGCAAGCACAGAGAGCAUUCUCAUUCAUUCAUCCAUUCAUGUAUCUGUUCAUCUCACUUGUUCUCUGCUUACUUGUGACUUCAGUGAGGCCAAUCCAGAAGACAUUAUGCAAACACAAAACUGGAUUUCAGGCCUCUCGAUCAGACUGCCACGUCAUCGGUUUAUUUCACCUUCUCGUUCUCAUGCAACCAUGCGCACGCCUCAGCAAAACACAAAAGAACAGACAGAGCGUGACCACACGAGUGUUCUCCUGACACUACGGUGCAACAGCAACGAUGCAAACCAACACUUCAGCUACCUACUCCUGAAAGGAGUGAGUGUGUAACGUGAAUGGAAAAGGAACAAGUGCCGUGUGACAGACAGAGCUGUGCAGCAGAGCUGUCAGUCUGAUCGCAACUGACAUCCCUAACGAUGGCAGCAGCACUGCGCUGCCUCUCCUCAUGUCCAACUUCAGCCCAUAUUAGUCUUUAACAAAGGCAGGAUCAUCAUUAAAAACACAAUCUUGAGAGCUUGGUCCUGUUCUGUCCUGGGGCACAAAGCAGUCCUCAGGCAAAACCACUUCCAUUACACUCUGUUAUUAAGAGACAAAGCUAGCAGCUGAGUUAAGGACACACCACUUGUGUGCAAUUUUCCUUCACUGUGCUUGAGUCUGUUGUUGCGCAGAAUGACAAUGCAAAACUGGCAUUUGGGUUGAAGCAUCCUUUAGAGUGUGCUUUCAACUCUUCCAUAAAUAUCACCCUGGCUAUGCUAAGGGACUCCAGGCGUAUGGGAAAGGCUCAAUUACAGCAGUGUCUUUGGUCUGAUGGUGUCAAUCUGUUCUGAGGAACAAACUUUGAAACAAAAGAGUCAGACAAAAAGGGGAGAAACAAUACACUCACUGGUGAUUGGGCAUUUUACAGCCCAGCCCUUAACGCCGCAUAGUGAUAAAUGUAUGUCGUAUGAAUUUCACUGCUGAAGGUGUCAGAGACAUAAAAAUGGGGAGGGUGUGUUUCACAGUGAAGAAUGAUGCACUCAUCCCCUGCAGUAAUUAAUGAGAAAAUGCUGAGCCUCUAAUCAUUAGUGAACUUUCUUCCAAACAAGCCAUAUUCCGUUUUCAUGAAUACGGCUCUUUUCUGUGCUGGAUGAAUGUUAACAAUGUCCUCGUUGCUUUUUAUAAUUUCUUUUUCUUGUUUUCUAAACAGCACUUUAUUGAUUUCUCCCAACUUAAAUCCUCUGCUGACAAACAGAAAUGUCAGCACACAAUAUUGGUUCAAACACAAUUUCCAAAAGCACAAUUUACAAUGUCAUUAAGUAACCAUUUUAUUUUGAGAUCAAUACGGAACACAAGAGGUUCAAGCCAAACAAAGACGCAUCAUGUCAUUUUGUGAAUCUUCCCCCCGCUUCAGGGAAACAAUCACUCUGCUCAACUCACACAGGUCUCAACGCUGCCGCUUACUGUUUCUGAAGAAAAUGUUUGUUUUGUAAAGUUUCAUACUUUGUACCCGUUGACUUUGUAGAAUAUUCUUUUUUGUUGUGGUUUCCUUGUUGUUCAACGCAUGUAGCGCUAUUGAACUUUGACACACAGAACUUGUAAAUAUCAUUUGAGAAGCUUUAGGAAAAUGUCUAUAAUGAGCAGUUUUGAAGCAAUCGUCUCCUUCCUUUUACUGACUGAUGCUUAAUAAAAGAUGAUAAUCUA